Heterocephalus glaber (naked mole-rat) is the source of this 2107-nucleotide messenger RNA. RefSeq names its product granulin precursor (gene Grn). The record is from RefSeq and is a predicted model, not a curated record. Lineage: Eukaryota; Metazoa; Chordata; Mammalia; Rodentia; Bathyergidae. Gene Ontology annotation, cellular component: extracellular region.
UUGGCCAAUGAGAACGAGGUGGGCGGGCUCUCACGGCGGAUUUUAGCCAGAAGGGGCGCGGGGCGGCCGCGGAGAGUGCGGAUCUGUACGCAGACAGACCAUGUGGACCCUGGUGGGCUGGGCCACCUUGGUGGCGGGGCUGGUGGCUGGAACACGGUGCCCAGAUGGUCGGGUCUGCCCAGUGGCCUGCUGCCCAGGUCCAGGAGGAGCUGGCUACAGCUGCUGUGACCCAGAAGUGGACACGUGGCCCACAACCCUGAGUGGGCACCUGGGCAGCCCCUGCCAGAGCUCCGAGCACUGCUCCACCGGGCACUCUUGUGUCUUCAACGCCUUGGGGACUUCCAGUUGCUGCCCAUUCUCACAGGCUGAGGUGUGUGGGGAUGGCCGCCACUGCUGUCCCCGAGGCUUCUCCUGCAGCGCCGAUGGAUGGACCUGCAUCCGAAGACCAGGGGACCACCUGCUGGGUGCUGUCCAGUGCCCAGGUGGCGAGUUCCAGUGCCCCGAAUCCUGUACAUGCUGCCGCAUGCCCGACGGCUCCUGGGGGUGCUGCCCCUUGCCUGAGGCAUCCUGCCGUGAGGACAGGGUACACUGCUGUGCCCAUGGGGCCUCCCGUGACCUGGUGCACACCUGCGGCAUCAUGCACGGCACCCAGCCCCUGGCCAGGAAGGUCCCUGCCCAGAGGAUGGAGUGGACAGGUGCCGAGGGGGUAGGCAUCAGGCCAGGGCCCGGCCCGUCCUCCACCCCCGUUCCAGCGGCCCUGCCCAGAUCAGUCGUGUGCCCCGACAAGCGGUCCCAGUGUCCCGACAGUACCACCUGUUGCCAGCUGCCCAGUGGGGAGUACGGCUGCUGCCCAAUGCCCAGCGCCAUCUGCUGCUCCGACCACCUGCACUGCUGCCCCCAGGACACUGUGUGCGACCUGAAGCAGAGCAAGUGCCUGUCCCGGGAGAAGGCCACGGCCCUGCUCCCCAUGCUGCCCUCCUGGACAGUGGGGGACGUGGAGUGUGACCAGGAGGUGAGCUGCCCGGACGGCUACACAUGCUGCCGCCUGCAGUCAGGGGCCUGGGGCUGCUGCCCUUUCACAAAGGCUGUGUGCUGUGAGGACCGCGUGCACUGCUGCCCUGAGGGAUUCACGUGCCACAUGGAGAAGGGGACGUGUGAGCAGGGCGUGCUCCAGGUGCCCUGGGCGUGGAAGACCCCAGCCGGCCCCAGUCCGCCAAAGAGUGGCGAUGUCCCCUGCGGCAUGUUCACCAGCUGCCCCCCAGGCAACACCUGCUGCCGCGUCGCCUCUGGGGGAUGGGGCUGCUGUCCCACCCCGGAGGCUGUCUGCUGCUCCAAGCAUGAGCACUGCUGUCCCCAGGGUUACCUGUGCACAGCCGAGGGGCAGUGUCAGAUGGACAGGCCGGGGGUGGGCAUGGAAAAGACGCCCGCCCACCCGCUGUCCCUGGCCCGCGUGGGCGACCUCGGCUGUGACCAGCACACCAGCUGCCCGGUGGGCCAGACCUGCUGCCCCAGCCUGGGCGGGGGCUGGGCCUGUUGCCAGCUGCCACAUGCCGUGUGCUGUGAGGACCGCCAGCACUGCUGCCCGGCGGGUUACACUUGCAACGUGAAGGCCCGGUCCUGCGAGAAGGGGCUGGACGCUGCCCACCCGGCUGCCCGCCUGGGCCUGCACUCCGCCAGCAGGGUGACCGACGUGGCGUGCGGGGACGGCCGCUUCUGCCGUGACGAGCAGACCUGCUGUCGAGACAGCCAGGGGCGCUGGGCCUGCUGCCCCUUCCGCCAGGGCUUCUGCUGCGUGGACCGGCGCCACUGCUGUCCUUUCGGUUUCCGAUGUGCAGGCCGCGGAACCAAAUGCGUCCGCAGGAAGACAGUGCUGCGAUGGGACAGCCCGGCGUGGGGCCCUGCUCCGAGACUGCUGCUGUGAGGAGCUGGCCCUGGGGCCCGCUUGGGAUGCCCACGCUCAGGCCUUCCUGGGUUCCAUCUCUGACUCCUUCCUGAGUGUCCCCUCGUCAGGGGGGACCUCACUUUGUGGCCCUCCUGUCCGAGGGGGCUGUGGCAGAAGCCGCGUCACAAGCCGCCGUCCCCACCCGUUCCUGUGGCCAGGUGCUGU